Phaeoacremonium minimum UCRPA7 is the source of this 1215-nucleotide messenger RNA. Its product is annotated as putative methionine aminopeptidase 1 protein. Gene Ontology annotation, molecular function: metalloaminopeptidase activity. The transcript is spliced from 4 exons. Gene Ontology annotation, biological process: proteolysis. Bases 1 to 1215 code for a protein of 404 amino acids. Lineage: Eukaryota; Fungi; Ascomycota; Sordariomycetes; Togniniales; Togniniaceae. The record is from RefSeq and is a predicted model, not a curated record.
AUGGCCGACGAACCGCCCACAAAGCGCAAGUGCCUGAGCUCCGACUGCCAGAACGAUGCGAGCUCGUUGCAGUGCCCGACCUGCCUCAAGCUGGGGAUCAAGGACAGCUACUUCUGCUCGCAGGACUGCUUCAAGAGAAACUGGGCCACGCACAAGAGCCUCCAUAAGCAGGAAAACAGUAUAUUCCACAACUUCUUCCCUCCAAAGGUAGUAUCUAAACCUGAUCCAGAGACCGGCGUCUACAACCCAUUCCCGCAAUUCCCCUUCACCGGCUCCCUGCGUCCCGUUUACCCGCUGUCCGAGCGCCGCACCGUGCCCAAGUCCAUCCCCCACCCCGACUACGCCGCCGACGGCAUCCCCAAGUCCGGCCGCUCCCUUGUCAACAGGAACAAGGUGGAGGUCCUUGACGAGAAGGCCCAGAAUGCCAUGCGCAAGGUCUGUAGGUUGGCGAGAGAGGUCCUCGACAUCGCCGCCGCCGCCAUCCGACCGGGCAUCACCACCGACGAGUUGGACCAGAUCGUGCACAACGCCUGCAUAGAGCGCAACUCUUACCCGUCACCCCUGAACUACAACCACUUCCCAAAGUCAUUCUGUACAUCUGUCAACGAAGUCAUCUGCCACGGCAUUCCCGACAAGCGGAUUCUCCUCGAUGGGGAUAUCAUCAAUCUCGACGUCACCCUGUACCACGAGGGCUACCACGGAGACCUCAACGAGACGUACUACGUGGGCGACCGGGCCAAGGCGGACCCCGACUCGGUGCGUGUUGUCGAGACGGCGCGGGAGUGCCUGGAAGAGGCCAUCAAGAUUGUCAAGCCGGGAACCCUGAUCCGGGAAUUUGGAAACGUCAUUGAGAAGCACGCAAAGUCCAAGGGCUGCAGCGUCAUCAGGACAUACGUGGGCCACGGCGUCAACAGCAUAUUCCACUGCCCUCCCAACAUCCCUCACUACGCCAAGAACAAGGCGGUUGGCGAGUGCAAGCCAGGCACGACGUUUACGAUUGAGCCCAUGAUUGCCCUGGGCAAGUACAGGGACGUAACGUGGCCAGACAACUGGACGAGCACCACGAUCGAUGGCAAGAGAACAGCUCAAUUCGAACACACGCUGCUCGUGACAGAGACCGGUGUGGAAAUACUAACGGCCAGGACACCGACGUCUCCGGGCGGGCCGGUGCCCAUGCCGGCUGGGACGGGGAAUGGCGAGGCAAGGAGCGACUAA